This is a messenger RNA of Trematosphaeria pertusa, 840 nucleotides long. RefSeq names its product LmbE-like protein. Gene Ontology annotation, biological process: GPI anchor biosynthetic process. The coding region runs from base 1 to 840 and encodes 279 amino acids. Gene Ontology annotation, molecular function: N-acetylglucosaminylphosphatidylinositol deacetylase activity. Gene Ontology annotation, cellular component: endoplasmic reticulum. The transcript is spliced from 3 exons. NCBI's taxonomy places the organism in Eukaryota, Fungi, Ascomycota, Dothideomycetes, Pleosporales, Trematosphaeriaceae. The record is from RefSeq and is a predicted model, not a curated record.
AUGUCUUGGGUGACCUGGGCCUCUGUGCCCAUCCUCAUCUUUGGCCUAUGGCUGUACACGUCGCAUCUCAGCAAGUCGUUCCCCACGUUGCAAGGAAAACGGAUAUUGCUCCUAAUCGCACACCCCGAUGACGAGGCCAUGUUUUUCGCGCCUACUCUGCUGGCAUUGACGCGUCCUGCGCUUGGAAAUCACGUCAAGAUCCUCUGUUUGAGCAGCGGCGAUGCCGACGGACUGGGCGAAGUCAGGAAGAAGGAGCUUGUGAAUAGCGCGUUGCAGCUAGGCCUGGGUGCACCGCAGGAUAUACACAUUGUCGAAGACAAAAACUUCCCAGACUCCAUGACAGUGACGUGGCACCCACGCCUAAUAUCGAACCUCCUCACCUCGGCAUUUGCCCCGAAAAUGGCUUCCGUUUCCUCCAAAGAAGCCCCGCAGGCUACCAUUGACGCGAUCAUCACCUUCGACGCCCACGGCAUCUCGUCGCAUCCGAACCACAAGUCGCUACAUAACGGAGCGCAUGCGUUCCUCAAGGCACUCAUGCAUAGACACAGCGGGUGGGAGUGUCCAAUCAAGCUCUAUACCCUCACUACCACCUCAAUAUUUCGCAAGUACCUCAGUCUGGUAGACGCUCCUGCCACUUUAGUAGGCUCUGUGAUAAGCAAAAAGGAGCUUGGCAGCUUUCCCACGCCAUUGUUAUUUGUCAGCUCACCGAUUGGUUACAGGACCGCUCAGAAGGCCAUGACCACGGCGCAUGAAAGUCAGAUGCGCUGGUUCCGGUGGGGUUGGAUAACGUUUUCUCGAUAUAUGAUAUUAAACGACCUGAAGAAGGAGAAGACGUUGUAG